GCCUCUUCUUUGACACGAUCGCGACAGGAGAAGACCUCUGUCGGGAUUUCGCAUAUCGGGGCACAACUACCUUCUCGUCGUCCAAUCUCGAUGCUGGUUACUUCCUGUCCUGUCUACUCUGUGGGUAGUCAAGCUGAGAUCCUCGUAGAGAAUAAACCGGCUGACUUCUCCUUGUCUGCCGCCGAAGUAUUCGACACCGAUUCCCUGAUGGAUACACAACCAGCUAGUCAGACCGCUUUCGACCCAGCUCCAGAUGACAGCGACUUGCCACACCAGACAAGAUUGGCCGAUUCUGCAAAUCUCUCUGCACCUUCACUUUCCUCAUAUAGCACAGUGUUGUUGCCAUGUUCUCACGUUGCCAACACUGCCUCUAUCACUAGCACUGCCGCUGCCAACCCUGCUUGUGUCAACCUACCUUCUCCAACUCCCUCGCAGGCUCAAAGUGCCGAGGAGUUUCUCUUUGAUCUCUUGUCUCCCGACUCAAUCUCUUCAACAGCAGGAGAUGUGCCAGAAAUCUCUGCUUCCGCCGAAGUGAUAGAGCCGGAAGACGCAUGUCUAAUGGAGGUGCAGACGGAGCUAGACACGGGGCCUAUGGGAUCCACGACGUGUAUUGAGGGCGGUGGGAGUGUGGCUCUUGUCCAGCCCGGAAGCCAGAACAAUGUAUUGUUGCCUCAUGCCAAUCCGGCGAUGCUGUCCGAGUCUGUGUCUGGAGAGGCUGGCGCUUUUGACGACCUCUCCUUUGGUCUCUGGACGCCGGCGCCUAUUGGCUACUUCCACCAGCAUCACCAUCCCCAUCAGUUAGCACAACCGAUCACCUCCGGUACCAUGCCGAUCCACGCUUCCAUUUCGGCACUUCAGAGCAUUAGUGAUGGCACCACUCACUUGAACGAUGCUUCUGCGUCGCAGGUGCUCGUGGACUUUACUCCUCCCCGGCCGGACCUUGUCAGCCGGGCCAAUUGGUUACCUUUGAUGCUGUCCUCGUCUCCUACAGGCCUGGCUGAUUUCGCCGAGUUCAUGGACACUUCAGAUGGGAUGAGUGUAUUUUCGCCUUCUGCCAUGAAUUGGUCUAUCGAUGCCACAUAG
Protopolystoma xenopodis is the source of this 1083-nucleotide messenger RNA. The record is from the annotation of a GenBank genome assembly. NCBI's taxonomy places the organism in Eukaryota, Metazoa, Platyhelminthes, Monogenea, Polystomatidea, Polystomatidae.